Arvicola amphibius (Eurasian water vole) is the source of this 4938-nucleotide messenger RNA. RefSeq names its product NHS actin remodeling regulator (gene Nhs). The transcript is spliced from 9 exons. Gene Ontology annotation, biological process: cell differentiation; lens development in camera-type eye. Lineage: Eukaryota; Metazoa; Chordata; Mammalia; Rodentia; Cricetidae. Bases 1 to 4938 code for a protein of 1645 amino acids. The record is from RefSeq and is a predicted model, not a curated record.
AUGCCUUUCGCCAAGCGGAUCGUGGAGCCGCAGUGGCUUUGCCGGCAGCGGCGCCCGGCUCUCGGCCCAGAAGAGGACACAAGUGGAGGUAGCGUUGAGCCGCCGCCCCUGCAGCCGCCUGGCCGGCGGGAAGAGGCCGAGGCACCGGGGCCAGAGGAGCCUCCCCGUGUGCCCCCUGUGCCUCUCCCACUGCCACCACCUCCGCCGUCUUUGCCGGCGCCGGCCGAGCAAGCUCAGCAGCCACCGGACGAGGCGCGCGAGGCCGGGGAGGAGAGCGUGGCUGGGGUCCCGGAGGCAGCAUCCGCCACGGGCGAGGCGUCCACGGCUACGGCUGAGGCUAUGCUGCUCAUGCUAGAUCUGUGCGCCCUCAGCAACGCUGCGCUGGCCAGGGUCCUCCGGCAGCUCUCAGACGUGGCCCGGCACGCGUGCAGCCUCUUCCAGGAGCUCGAGAGCGACAUCCAGGUUACUCACCGCCGCGUCUGGGCGCUUCAGGGCAAGCUCGGCAGCGUGCAGCGCGUCCUCAGCACGUUGGACCCCAAGCAGGAGGCAGUGCCUGUCUCCAACUUGGACAUCGAGAGUAAGCUGAGUACAUACUACCGUGCGCCAUGGCACCAGCAGCGGAACAUCUUCCUUCCAGCUACCAGGCCACCCUGUGUGGAGGAGCUGCACCGCCAUGCCAGACAGAGUCUGCAAGCCCUGCGCAGAGAACACCGGAGCCGAAGUGAUCGUCGAGAGCAAAGAGCUGCUGCUUCCCUGUCCAUAGCUGCUCCACCACUGCCAGCCUACCCUCCUGCUCACAGCCAGAGGAGGCGCGAGGCCAAGGACCGCCAUUUCCUAACGUUUAACAGCACCCGCUCGCCCUCCCCCACUGAAUGUUGCCACAUGGCCCCAUGGAGUAGAAAGUCCCACUCUCCAGAGGAUGAAGACACAGAUGUCAUGUUAGGACAGAGACCGAAAAACCCAAUACACAAUGUCCCCUCUACACUGGACAAGCAGACCAACUGGAACAAAGCGCUACCUCUCCCGACUCCCGAGGAGAAGAUGAAACAGGAUGCUCAAGUGAUUUCUUCUUGCAUUAUUCCCAUCAAUGUCACUGGAGUUGGUUUUGACAGAGAAGCUAGUAUACGCUGUUCUCUUGUUCAUUCACAAUCCGUCCUACAGCGGAGACGAAAAUUGAGGAGAAGGAAAACCAUCUCGGGGAUUCCCAGAAGAGUUCAACAAGAAAUAGAUUCCGAUGAAUCACCCGUGGCCAGGGAAAGGAAUGUGAUUGUGCACACAAACCCAGACCCCUCCAACAGUGUCAAUAGGAGGUCCGGAACCAGGGACUCUGAAUGCCAAACUGAAGAUAUUCUGAUUGCUGCCCCAUCCAGAAGGAGAAUCAGAGCUCAAAGGGGUCAAAGCAUUGCAGCUUCCCUUUCUCAUUCUGCUGGCAACAUCUCUGCCCUGGCAGACAAAGGCGAUAGCAUGUUUACUCCUGUAGUGAGCAGCCGCACAAGAUCUCGGAGCCUUCCUCGGGAGGGAAAUAGAGGUGGAGAUGCUGAACCCAAAGUUGCUGCUAAACCCUCAGCAUAUGAAGAAGGAGAGCCUUUUGUGGGUGAAAGAGCCCCUAAUGAUUGUAGUGAAGCUCCAAGCAGCCCAAGUGCACAGGAACACCAGCCUGCUUUGGGCCUGGCCUGCUCUCAGCAUCAUCACAGCCCCCAGCACAAGUUAAGUGAGAGGGGAAGGUCUCGUCUGUCCCGAAUGGCGGCUGACUCUGGAAGCUGUGACAUCUCCUCCAACUCAGACACCUUUGGAAGCCCCAUCCAUUGCAUUUCCACAGCUAGUGUCCUCCUCAGCAGCCACAUGGACCAGAAAGAUGACCACCAGUCGUCCAGUGGUAAUUGGAGUGGGAGCAGCUCCACAUGCCCCUCCCAGACCUCAGAGACAAUCCCUCCUGCAGCUUCUCCUCCCCUCACUGGCUCCUCGCACUGUGACUCGGAACUGUCACUGAACAUUGCUCCAAAUGCUAAUGAAGACACCAGUGUCUUUGUGACAGAACAGUACAACGACCACUUGGAUAAAGUAAGAGGCCACCGGACAAACUCCUUCACCUCCACUGUUGCAGAUCUGCUGGAUGACCCCAACAACAGCAAUACAAGCGACAGUGAGUGGAAUUAUCUGCACCACCAUCAUGACGCAUCCUGCCGCCAAGAUUUUAGUCCUGAGCGUCCAAAGGCAGAUAGCCUGGGCUGCCCAAGUUUCACAAGCAUGGGCACCUAUGACAGCUUUCUGGAAAAGUCUCCUUCAGACAAAGCAGAUACUAGCUCUCAUUUCUCAGUGGACACAGAAGGAUACUAUACCUCGAUGCACUUUGACUGUGGUCUCAAAGGUAAUAAGAGCUAUGUCUGUCACUAUGCAGGCCUGGGCCCAGAGAAUGGUCAGGGUGUAGGAGUUCCUCCUGGUCUUCCGGACUGUUCCUGGCAAGACUACGUAGACCACAGGAGGCAGGGGAGACCAAGCAUCUCUUUCAGGAAACCAAAGGCAAAGCCAACUCCACCUAAACGUAGCUCAUCAUUGAGAAAGUCUGAUGAAAACACAGAUAUUUCUGAGAAGAAAGAACCAAAGAUAAGCAGUGGUCAGCAUCUGCCUCACAGUUCCAGGGAAAUGAAGCUGCCUCUUGAUUUCUCCAACACGCCUUCUCGAGUGGAAAAUGCCAAUCUGCCUGCAAAGCAGGACUCUCCUUGGGUAAACCAGAGUGAACACGGUGUUAAGGAACCUCAGUUGGAUGCUACAGACGUUUCACCAUUCAAAGAUGAAGGUGCUGAAUCAACUCAUUAUGCAGACCUCUGGCUUCUAAAUGACUUGAAAACAAAUGAUCCUUACAGAUCCUUAUCUAAUUCAAGCACUGCUACGGGUACCACAGUUAUCGAAUGCAUCAAAUCUCCAGAGAGCUCUGAAUCCCAAACAUCCCAGUCAGAAUCAAGGGCCACCACCCCAUCUCUUCCUUCCGUCGAUAAUGAAUUUAAACUGGCUUCACCAGAAAAGCUGGCUGGCUUGGCAUCUCCAUCAAGUGGCUACUCAAGCCAGUCAGAAACACCAACCUCCUCUUUCCCAACAGCUUUCUUUUCAGGUCCAUUGUCUCCUGGAGGUAGCAAAAGAAAACCUAAAGUCCCAGAAAGGAAAUCCUCACUACAGCAACCGUCUUUAAAAGAUGGAGCCCUGUCAUUGAAUAAGGAUUUGGAACUUCCGAUUAUACCUCCUACCCAUCUUGACCUAAGUGCUCUUCAUAAUGUUUUGAACAAACCAUUCCACCACCGCCACCCGCUGCAUGUUUUUACUCAGAAACAGAACACAGUCGGAGAUAUGCUGAGGUCAAACCCUCCACCGUCUCUUGCAAUCACACCAACGGUCCUGAAAUCUGUCAACCUUCGGUCUAUUAGUAAGUCUGAGGAAGUUAAGCAAAAAGAGGGCAAUAAUACAGAUCUCCCCAGCUUAGAAGAGAGUACUGCAACAGUUGCUUCUGCGGCUUCCUUAUCUCCAGGUAAAACAAGGCCACACCCAGCAAGGAAAUCAGUAUCACGCCAGUACUCUGCUGAAGACACCCUCCUGUCCUUUUUAGAUGCCUCUGCAGUGGAAAUGGGGCCAGAGAAGCAUCUAGAAAAGAACCCUACUUUUGAUGUGAAGAGUCACUGCGAUCCAGAAACUGUAACCUCAGCUAGUAACAAUCCUCCAGAUUCAAGUGUGAUGAAAGACCAAAUACAGAUGGAAAGUGAGCUUAUUCCAGAAAAGAUACCAAGUAAGAACUGUGGCUAUUCAAAAGGAUUUCAGAGGGUGUCUGCUGCCCGCCCCAGUGAUUUGGGCAGUAAAAUGGUGCAGUACGGAGCUAGCCCAGAUGGAGUCCCAAAACAAGGACAGAAGGCACCCUCUGGAGUUGGGGAAGAAGGUGUGAAACUGGAAUCUGUGGAUGGAAUCACACUUCAAGCCAACCCACCAACUAGAGUAACAGACAUAAGCAGUCAACAUAAGCAUCAACGUGCUGUGAGCCGUCACCACAACAAAGUGCCUGUGACCAUCCGCCAUGAGUCAGAGAUGUCAACUAUAAAUUCAUUCCCUGAGAAAUGUUCUGAGCAGGAAAAUAUUGCUUCAGGUAUUUCACCCAAAAGUGCCUCUGACAACAGCAGAGCAGAGGAGACCCAAGGAAGUAUGGAUGAGACUUCAUUGAAAGAAUCAUCACCGAGUGAUGACUCCAUCAUUUCACCACUCAGUGAGGACUCCCAAGCUGAAGCUGAGGGUGUGUUUGUGUCUCCAAACAAACCUCGAACAACUGAGGAUCUCUUCGCUGUCAUUCACAGAUCCAAGAGGAAAGUACUUGGAAGGAAAGAUUCUGGGGACAUGUCUAUUAGAAACAAAUCCAGGGCUCCCCUUGGCAGCAGUAGCAGCAGUGCCAGUUCUGUCGCUUCACCUGGCAGCAAUGUGACAUCUGGGACUAGCCAGAGGUCUCCUGGUCUCAUCUACCGAAAUGCCAAAAAGUCCAACACAUCCAACGAAGAAUUUAAGCUACUGCUUCUCAAGAAAGGCAGUCGCUCUGAUUCUAGUUACCGCAUGUCUGCCGCCGAAAUCCUAAAGAGCCCCAUCGUGCCCAAGCCUCCUGGAGAGUUCACUUCAGAGUCCCCACAAAGCCCUGAUGAUACCCACCAGGGCACACCUGGGGCUGAAGCGCUGUCCCCUCUGUCCCCGUGCUCUCCACGAGUCAUUGCAGAAGGGUUUUCCUCGAAAAACUUUGCCACCUCAGCAUCAUCCCGGGUUGGACGUUCCCGGGUCCCACCUGUGGCCAGCAGCAGCCGCUACAGUGUCCGCUGCAGGCUGUACAAUACGCCAAUGCAGGCCAUCUCCGAGGGAGAGACUGAAAACUCUGACGGGAGCCCACAUGAUGACCGAUCAUCCCAGAGUUCCACAUAG